Molecule: messenger RNA, 228 nt
Organism: Aspergillus pseudotamarii
Lineage: Eukaryota; Fungi; Ascomycota; Eurotiomycetes; Eurotiales; Aspergillaceae
Exons: 1
Coding region: 27-218 (63 amino acids)
Source: RefSeq, a predicted model, not a curated record
GCAACACCACCAUCCAGCACCAAUUCAUGAAAGUGACUUAUAAAAGCACUCUCCUCGAUAUCCCGACUAUAAUCGUACAAGCUUCGCGGCAUAUACAUACCAUCACAGGGAGUUUAACAACAUCACUCGCGCUACUUGUCUUAUUCCUUGAUGUAGGUUGGUUAAUAAAAUUCACUCUCGACCUUAAAAAGGCCAUAAUCUUACCCCUAUCAGUAUGAGCAAGAGCAC